Messenger RNA from Camelina sativa (false flax), 601 nucleotides. RefSeq lists its product as uncharacterized. NCBI's taxonomy places the organism in Eukaryota, Viridiplantae, Streptophyta, Magnoliopsida, Brassicales, Brassicaceae. The record is from RefSeq and is a predicted model, not a curated record.
UGCUAAAUUUAUCUUUCUUUUGGAUAAAUAUGAAAAACAAUAAAGAAUCUUUACAAGAUCGUAACACGUUUUAUAUUUUUAUUAAAAAAAAUACCUAGUCUUAUUAAAAUAACAAAACUUUUUUUCUUAUAAGUAACGAUAACUACGAAAUUAGGUACGCAAGUCUCUGCCCUACGUUUAUUCUCUUUAGGAUAUUACAAAGGACCACAUCAAUCCAACAGAAGAAGAUGAUCGGAAAAGAUUCUGACUUACCUGUGUCAACUCCGCCGGCGGAAACACGAGUUUCUGCAUCGCUGCCAUGUUUUCAGGCGAGUGUUGAAGGGUUACGUAAACGGAAGAGUUUAGUUGAAGCAGGAAGGAGAGAUGUCUUCUACGGAGAAGAUGACGUGGCGGAUUUGAUGUUUAGAGAAGAGGAAGUGGAACAGGACAUGGUCAUGAGAGCUUACAGAAGCAACGAAGCUAUGAAAACUAUACAAGAUCUGAGACGAACUCGAACAAGGUUCUUUUGCUUUGAAUGUUUUGACUUUCUCAAACUUUUUUUCUCUAGAUAUCGAAGAACCUAAAAACAAUUUUUUUUUUUACUUGUAAAUUUUUUUUUUCA